Chelonia mydas (Green sea turtle) is the source of this 823-nucleotide messenger RNA. It is a transcript of the gene FABP3, whose product is annotated as fatty acid binding protein 3. Gene Ontology annotation, molecular function: fatty acid binding. Gene Ontology annotation, cellular component: cytosol; nucleus. Lineage: Eukaryota; Metazoa; Chordata; Testudines; Cheloniidae. Gene Ontology annotation, biological process: fatty acid transport. The record is from RefSeq and is a predicted model, not a curated record. The coding region runs from base 213 to 614 and encodes 133 amino acids. The transcript has 4 exons.
UGGAGCGCUCCCCGCGCAGUCCGCGCGCCCCCCCAGCGAGCGGGCCCGGGCUGUCCGCUUCUCCGGCGGGCUGGGGAGCCAGGGCGCCGCUCGCUCCCUCUCCGAGCACGUGAUCAGAAGAGCUAUUUAAAGAGGCAGCGUGCGGGCAGGUCGGAGAGCAGGUUCGCCUCCGCCCAGCGCCGAGCCGCCGCUUGCACGGCCCGGGGCUCGCCAUGGCUGAAGCUUUCGUCGGCACCUGGAAGCUGAUGAGCAGCUGUCAUUUCGAUGAUUACAUGAAAGCGAUUGGCGUGGGCUUUGGCAUGAGACAGAUUGCAAACGUGAUCUCGCCCACCACCAUCAUCGAGCUGGAGGGCGACAAAGUCACCUUGAAGACCCAGAGCACCUUCAAGAACACAGAGAUCAGCUUCAAACUGGGGGAGGAGUUCGAUGAGACAACUGCAGAUAACAGACAUGUCAAGUCUCUUGUGACACUAGAUGGAGGAAAACUUAUCCAUGUGCAGAAAUGGGAUGGAAAGGAGACGACAUUAGUCCGAGAACUAGAGGAUGGGAAGUUAAUUCUGACUCUCACCAUGGACGCUAUUAUCUGCACUCGCACCUAUGAAAAGGCAACAUAGACGCCAGCUCUCUGCUGAUCACCUGGUGCUGAACUCACUGAAUUGCCUAUUCCCCCUCCCCCCCAAUUUGUAUUCAACUGAAUAUUUGAGCAUGGAGCCAGUGCUGGUGAGCCCUCCCCUUCUGCCCGUGACUCUGCUUUCUGUGGUACUGUGUUUUUGUUUAAUCUUGUAAAACCCCAUGCGGAAAAUAAUAAACCAAAGUUGUUACA